This is a messenger RNA of Chenopodium quinoa (quinoa), 1032 nucleotides long. RefSeq lists its product as uncharacterized. The record is from RefSeq and is a predicted model, not a curated record. NCBI's taxonomy places the organism in Eukaryota, Viridiplantae, Streptophyta, Magnoliopsida, Caryophyllales, Amaranthaceae. Gene Ontology annotation, cellular component: chloroplast. Gene Ontology annotation, biological process: thylakoid membrane organization; chloroplast organization. The transcript has 5 exons. The coding region runs from base 203 to 721 and encodes 172 amino acids.
UCGAAUUUCUCGAUAGAAUUAGAAGGAUAAAGAUCAAAGAAACCCUCCUACGUUUAUUUCUCCCACUUUUGGAGCUUUUGCAUCCCUUCCAUCUCUCUCUCUCCUGCAUUCAACCGUACUCCCUCAAUACGCCAUUGAAGCGCCUUCUUAGCUUUCUCUCCUCCAUUCAAGCAGCUCUCAGGUUAAAGCUGAUCAAUUAUAAAUGGCGAUAUCUACAAUGAGUGCCACUUCUGGAGUUUCUGUGGCAUUAUUACCCCCAGUGAGAUUUGAUUCUCCGAGGAGGGGCCCAUUAAAGCAUGGUGUAGCGGGGCUUGGUAAGGUGUCAUUAGGUUUGAAUCUUGAACGGAAUUUGGGAAAGAUUGAAAAGUUAUCAUUAUGUUUGAGUCACAAGCAAAGGUUAACUCCAAUAACUAGAGUGCGUUCUGCUUUUGUGGUCUGCUCAGCUGCUUUGAAUGCAAGAUGUGGAGCGGAAGGACAGACUCAAACAGUAGAGAAGCCUGUUUCUGUAAUUUCAAAUGCACCUGGUAAAGAGAAAUCACCACUGCUUGAUGAUGGAGGAACUGGAUUCCCGCCGCGUGAUGAUGAUGGUGGUGGAGGUGGCGGAGGUGGUGGGGGUGGUAAUUGGAGUGGUGGGUUCUUCUUUUUUGGUUUUCUCGCAUUCCUUGGAUUCUUGAAAGACCAAGAAAAUGAUGGACCAUAUCAGAAUUCUAGACGGAGAUGAAUGGCUGCGGACAAGUAUCUUCAUGUAGUUACUAGUUACUAUCUUGCAAGUCUUUUACGCUCUGAUUAUACGGUCAGCAAAGUAAUUUUCUGUAGCUCAUGGGGUGAUUCCAUAACGAAACGAUGUAUUGAUUUGGCAACAAAUGAGUCCCAUAGUUAUUCCAUAAUGCAUCAUAGUACUAUAUCAUUUUUCACAAUCUUUUAUCUUUUGGUCGAACAACAUCACAUACAAACCAUAUCAAAUUUGUUAGGCAUAGCUCAUUGGCUGAAUUCAUCAAUGUUACUCCUAAGGGCCUGUUUUUAUUGACUGAA